This is a messenger RNA of Anopheles funestus (African malaria mosquito), 1212 nucleotides long. RefSeq lists its product as uncharacterized. The record is from RefSeq and is a predicted model, not a curated record. NCBI's taxonomy places the organism in Eukaryota, Metazoa, Arthropoda, Insecta, Diptera, Culicidae. Bases 694 to 1089 code for a protein of 131 amino acids. The transcript has a single exon.
CUUCUUCACGUCAGAAUGAAUAAUUAAGCUAUUAUUAGCGAGUAAGCACCGGCAGGCUGGUGCAAAAGAACGCAUACAUAUUGCCGGCCAAAAACCAAAGACUCAUUACAGAACUCUGGUCGUGCUCUAUAUACACUCUGUAUCUCCAACGUCCGAGACUGCCACCACAACGGCGCCGGGUGUAUGAAGCAGAAUCGAUUACAUCAGAGUGAUAAACACAGCUGCUGCUGCUACAUUCCCUCAAUUCCUGUGGGAACCCAGUGCACUUCGCUCACCAUUUCAGUAUGUAAAACUGACGUUGAAAUUAAUGCAGUAUUGCAGAAAUAAUGAAUCCCUUGGAAUUGAAGUAACUCCUUGUUAAACAGAAAUAUCCAUUCAUAUGUGAAAUAGUGAGGUUGAGGUUUAAUAUGGUAAUUGAUGCAUCCAAAAUAUCAAGUACUUUAUUACCACAGGGAACUCCCCAAAAGUGCCUAAACGGUAAUAUCUAUGAAUAGAGUAGAAAGAUCCUUGGCACCAACAUAAUCAUACUAAUUCUGGACACACAUUGCGUGACUUGUUCUACAAAUAAUAACUUUACUCAAAACCAGUGCCAUGCUGCACCCCAACUAGGUCUGUGUGACAUAACAUGCGUUACCACAGCAGUUUCGACUGUUUGUCCAGUCAGUAUCAAACCAUCACUAUCGGAAAUCAAACAUGUUCCGACGUCUAACGAACACGAUAAUGCAGCGGCAAAACUAUCGUGCCGGGUCGUGCGACUACACCGUAAUGCCGCUCGGCCUUCAGCUGCUGGAAUACUCUGGACUUUGGGGAGAUCCAAAGCGUAAGCGCUCCUUCGCGCUAAUGCUGAUCGGUACGAUUCUGCUGCUAAUCGUACCGAAGGUGGUGCUCGGCACGGGCAGUGACAGCUUCGAUUCGAUCGCACGCAGCACGGCCGAGUUCAUCUUCUGCUACAACAAUUAUCUCAUGAUGGCAAUCUUUGCCAUACAGCGGAAACCGUUCGAGCAGCUGAUCGGUACCGUCCAGCAGCUGUUUGAUAAGUGUAAGUGUAGUGGCCUCUCAAUACAUCCCGGCCAAGAAACAAACCACUAAUACCGAUGGUUGUUUGUACAUAGAUCGAAUGCACCAGUACGCGGCUGCCAGUGACUAUGUGGUGUUCGUCAAUCGACAAAUAAUGCGCUACAGCCUACUGUACAUCGCCGUGCAGGGCGUGUA